Molecule: messenger RNA, 2595 nt
Organism: Larimichthys crocea (large yellow croaker)
Lineage: Eukaryota; Metazoa; Chordata; Actinopteri; Sciaenidae
Gene: smim14
Product: small integral membrane protein 14
Exons: 5
Coding region: 180-509 (109 amino acids)
Cellular component (GO): endoplasmic reticulum
Source: RefSeq, a predicted model, not a curated record
UAGUGAAGAAGCUGGUUGGCUCACGUGUGUCGAGGCGAACACAGACGGUCGGUCGGUCGGUUGACAUGUCUGCAGCUUAGCAGGACAGCAGAGACGCCCAGGCCGCUUCAAAACACGCUUAAAAACGGCUCUUUAACACCUUUAACGCUCAGAGUGGACGACGUUUGGUGAGGGGAAAAAUGGCAGAGGGAGGCUUUGACCCUUGCGAGUGCAUCUGCACCCACGAGUAUGCUAUGAGGCGUCUCCUCAACCUGCUCAGGCAAUCUCAGUCCUACUGCACAGACACAGACUGCCCUCAGGAAUUGCCGGGUCCCGGUGGAUCAGUCGGCGGCGGCGGCGGAGCAGGAGAUGACCUGACGCUCCCCAUGGUUCUGAUGGGAUGGAUGGUGCUGGCUCUGCUCCUGUUUCUGUUUCGCCCAUCCAGUCUCAGGGGUCCCCGCCCAACAGGCAAAUCCCCUGGACCCCACAAUAGCGACAGAAGAGAGCCUCCAGCACCACCUAUUGAUUAGCAGUGGAGCCGGAGAAGCAGCACUCACCCACCUGCUCUAACUGGAACUGCACAGCUAGCUAGUUACUGGGACCAGGACAGCGCCAUCUCCCUGUCGACCUCCAUUCAAAUAUCUUUCUGCUUUUUUCUCUCUCAUUUUAAUGCCACUGUGUUUUUGGGGUGGAUUUGUCUGUGAUUCCUGUUACUAGAGCCCAAACGAAGCUGGAUUGAUGAGGCCGAUACAAAGAGGAAAAAACAAAAAACACGCACAACGUAAACAAGAGGUUGUUUUUGACAAAGAAACAGAUUAGGAUAAGAUUUGAUCAUGACACUUUCUCAAAGAUUAAAGUUGAAUUUAAGAGAAAUAACUACUGAAUAUGUAACAUACGUCUGUGAUGAAACCAAAUGAUACUGGCUGACGACAUCAGCUUGUUGAUACAUCAGCUGGGCUCUGUCUUUAAGCAGGAGGUCUGUUAUCUUUGUGAGUCAGUCCCUGAUCCCAGUUCUGGUGCUCAGACGGGAGCUCAUAAUGAAGGAAUGUGUUAUCUGGGUGGAGGAGACAGAGAAGAAGAAGAAGGAAGGGAGGGAGGGAGGCGUAGCAGAGAGUUCCCUUGUGCACUGCUGAAUUUCUUAUCCGAGUGCUUGCUGAGUAACGAAGGGUGGCGGGUUCAGUUCAGAAACAUUCCACUCUUUCCACUUUCCAGCUCUUAAACAGUGCCAGUAAACUCUUCAUAUCACACGAUAUUUUAAUCGCAUAUAAAAACCAGCAUACUGAUCACAUUUAUACGGUUGAAUAAGGAUUUUGGCGUGCAAUAACACGGCAUAUUUAUCUCCUGUGUUUACAUCCAGGCCUGCAUCCAGCAAAUCGUCUCCUUAUAUUAACUCCGUGUCUGUCCCUUCAUGUAACCGUGGGUUUGAUUAUUAUAGUAGAAGCGAUUUAAGGUGGCGGCGACAGAUGUUAAAGAGUCCGUUUCACAUUUCAGCUCGGUGAAGAGGGUCAGAUAGGUGUGAUCUUUGUAAAACAAUAUACUCAGCAUAAGCAGCAUAGGUUUUAAUCAUAUUGAGAUGAUCCCUUGUACUGUAAUUGUUUUGUGGUUAAAAGACAAACAUGAUUAUUGUAUAUUGAUUAUUAGUAGAAUGAUAUUUUACUAGCACUUUAGUUGUUGGAUCCUUUUUUUGAAGGUGUUAACAUGACGGGACGGCCUUUUCGUUUCUUACUGAGAAUCACAGCAUCCAAAGUUUCUACUUCACAGCGACUUCUCUACGGUAACAAGAAAAUGAACAUCUUCAAACAGUGCCAAUGUGAAUUUAUAGCUCAUUAUUUAGAGCAGCAAUACAGCUUGGGAACAGGAUCUCUGUAGUUUUCUCGCAUUCACACUUAAAGCUUCUUUUCUUACAGGAUUUGUUGAUUUUUGGUCCAGAGUUUUGCAAAAUAAGUUUAUAAUUUUACAACGAAAUGAUGAGAUUUGCGAGCUAGAUUAAAUACAAUAAGUGAACAGAUAAAAAAGAAACCCUUGACGGGAGAGGAGGAGCAUCAACCCAUCGUUGAUACAAUCUCGAGUUUUCAAUUGUUGGCUAUUGUAUUGCAGUGCAAGAUAGUAGGUUUCCAGUUUCUCUAGUCGCUGACCGUAUCGUUUUUCAUGCUCCUGUUAUAGAAACAUGGCUUUUUAGUAGCAUAUCUGGGUCUUGGUUUAUGUUCCAGGGUGCUUGCGGUAUCAGAAAUUACACGAAUUAGUUGUAAAAAAUUUGAAGGCUCUUUGAAUAUAUGGUGUAAGAAACUGGAUAUGAUCACAACUGCGCGCUGAGUUCAUCCCAACAGUCUUCAGUGGCUGCUCAUUUCCACAUCAACAGAUGUCUCCUCAGAUUUUUGUUGUUCUCGCUCGGGAGUUGGCAGGCAGGAGAUUUAAGGAAGGAAAAUAGUGACGUGAAUCACGAGUAGUUCUGGAUAAUUCCCGGGUGGAAGCCAAACUGGAUUGUUGAGAUGAACAAGUGGACUAUCUGGUACCAUGGGAGACCUUGAUUUACACUGUUACUGUCUAAGAGAAAAAGGGCUUCAACUAUGCACUUUUCCUAUAACAAAACAAAAAAUAAAAAGAAUUCAGUCUUAA